GCUACAUCUGCCAAUGGCGACACGCCGAGUCCACAUUCCGUCGGAUUGGGUCUCCAGGGUUCGAGACCGAUCCUGCUUGAUCCCGUCAUGAACACCUGUUCGCUUCCACCGACGACCCUUACUUCCGCCUGAUUCUUGAAGGAAUGAAAUCUUCUCUCUGUAAUCGCCGCUCGGCCCACCGUAUAAAAUGGACGCGUUCCCCAUCGGAGUUUUUUUUCCUCCCAUUGGACCUCAUCUUCUUCGUCCGCCAUUCCUUGGCCACUAAGCUUUCCUUUGAACAUAUAACUCCUUCUUAAUCACUCGACAACCAUCAUGUUCUCUCGCGUCACCGCUGUUUUUGUUCUUGCCCUCCCACUCCUGGCUGCUGCCGCGCCCAAGAGUCAAUGCGACGCCGGCGCCACCCUCCAGUGCUGCAACUCCGUCAAGCAGACCAGCGACAACGGCAAUACCCUGACCGAGGCACUCGCCGCCGUCGACAUCUCUAACGUCGGCGGUCAGAUCGGCGUGCAUUGCACUCCUAUCUCCGUCGCUGGCUCCGGCAACGGCGUCUGCAACACCAAACCCGUUUGCUGCACCGACAACUACUUCAAGGGCCUCAUCAACGUCGGCUGUUCCCCCGUCACCGUCAACGCUUAAAGUGUAUACCCUUCACCCACUUUUCGAGGACGGUGGUCUCACAGCGGUCAGAAUCGACUCUGUCAUAGCAUUGUCAUCCAUAC
Coniophora puteana RWD-64-598 SS2 is the source of this 719-nucleotide messenger RNA. Its product is annotated as fungal hydrophobin. Gene Ontology annotation, cellular component: fungal-type cell wall. NCBI's taxonomy places the organism in Eukaryota, Fungi, Basidiomycota, Agaricomycetes, Boletales, Coniophoraceae. Gene Ontology annotation, molecular function: structural constituent of cell wall. Bases 313 to 636 code for a protein of 107 amino acids. The record is from RefSeq and is a predicted model, not a curated record. The transcript has 3 exons.